UAAAAAGGACGCUAGGCGUGGCCUCGUGGUCUUUGGAGGCUGCUGGUCUCCGCGUGUGUUACGAAGUUGCUGCAGAGGGCAAGAUCCCCUUUGAUCUCUGCCGCAAUCCCUUCCCCACCCCCCACCUCCCCUCUGCCUUGUACAUUUCCCAGGACUAGUCAGUCUGCUGCCUUACCUGCUCCAGAAUUCUCAUUUCUCCGGAUCCCUGCUGAGGGAGCAUGCCGAGGCAACGGAAGAGAGCAUGCCAGGAUACACCUGAGCCUGAAACAGAGGCGCCAGCAGGUAAACUUGUCAAAGCCAACAAGGCUGAGAUUCCAGCUGAGCCAUUGGGAGAAGCAAAGACCUCUGACUCCCCAGAGAAGAACCGGGCCACUAAAGAGAGUGGAAAUGAGACAAGCCGUUAUUGGCUAAUGAAAUCAGAGCCAGAAAGCCGGCUGGAGAAAGGCAUAGAUGUGAAGUUUGGCAUUGAGGAUCUCAAAGCCCAGCCCAGACAGACAGCAUGCUGGGAUGGUGUUCGAAACUACCAGGCUCGGAACUUCCUGAGAACAAUGAAGCUGGGAGAGAAGGCCUUCUUCUAUCACAGCAACUGUAAGGAACCAGGCAUCGCAGGCCUUGUGAAGAUUGUGAAGGAGGCCUACCCUGACCACACACAAUUUGAGAAAGACAGCCCUCAUUAUGACCCAUCGAGCAAGAAAGACAACCCCAAGUGGUCCAUGGUGGAUGUCCAGUUUAUUCGAAUGACCAAACGUUUUAUUCCUCUGGCUGAACUGAAGGGCUAUUACCAUGCCCACAAAGACAUUGGUGGUCCUUUACAAAACAUGGCUCUCUUCACCCGUCAGAGACUCUCAGUGCAGCCUGUGACCCAAGGAGAAUUUGAUUUUGUCUUGAGCCUGGAGGAUAAGAAGCCAAGUUAAUCAGCAGCUUCUUGUUCUCAAACCAAGUCUUGCCUCUCUGACGAGGUGAAGGGGAUUUGGAUUUGCUGGUUACUUUUUUUUCUUCAGCGCUGGUCUGUCUGUGUACCUGGUAUAUGUGUGCGUGUUUUUUUUUUUAAUUAAAACAUCAAUAUCAAAGGACA
Molecule: messenger RNA, 1075 nt
Organism: Monodelphis domestica (gray short-tailed opossum)
Lineage: Eukaryota; Metazoa; Chordata; Mammalia; Didelphimorphia; Didelphidae
Gene: THYN1
Product: thymocyte nuclear protein 1
Cellular component (GO): nucleus
Source: RefSeq, a predicted model, not a curated record